This is a messenger RNA of Erigeron canadensis, 3087 nucleotides long. Its product is annotated as KH domain-containing protein At4g18375-like. Gene Ontology annotation, biological process: regulation of gene expression. Gene Ontology annotation, molecular function: mRNA binding. Gene Ontology annotation, cellular component: nucleus; cytoplasm. The coding region runs from base 147 to 1775 and encodes 542 amino acids. The transcript has 8 exons. The record is from RefSeq and is a predicted model, not a curated record. NCBI's taxonomy places the organism in Eukaryota, Viridiplantae, Streptophyta, Magnoliopsida, Asterales, Asteraceae.
CAUAGAUAAAAAAUCAGAAACCCAAAACGUAGACUAUAGAUUCACCAAAAUCCAUACAUAUAUCACUUUUUUAAUUCCUAAAUAUCUCUUUGACUUUGUACAAUACUCUCUGCAAUUCACCAGGAUUAGGACUAUUUUUGUAUAAGAUGGCUGGGCAAAGAAACAGUCAUGGAAAGAGAUCACAUUCAGAUUAUAAUGAUCAUGGUAGAAACAAGAGACGGAAUAGUAACGAUGAUCGAGGGCUGAACUCGAUUGGUCCCAAUGAUACGGUGUAUCGUUACUUAUGUCCUAGUAUAAAGAUUGGUAGUAUAAUGGGAAAGGGUGGGGAAAUUGUUAAGCAGAUGAGAGCAGAAACUAAGGCUAAAAUUAGAAUUGGUGAGACGGUGAAAGGAUGUGAUGAUCGGGUUGUUACUGUUUAUAGUAAUAGUGAGGAAACAAAUGAGUUUGAGGGGAUGGAUGAGCGAGUGUGUCCGUCAAUGGAUGCUCUUUUUAAAGUUCAUGAUAGAGUUAUUAGUGAUGAUCGAGGGGAUGAUGAUGAUGAGGAGGAUGAUAUGGAUGGAGCACAAAUUACAGUUAGACUUCUUGUCCAAGCAGAUCAGAUUGGAUGUUGUAUUGGAAAAGGCGGAAAAAUUGUUCAGGAUAUACGGAGUGAUACUGGUGCUCAGAUUCGGAUCUUGAAGGAUAAUCAUUUGCCUGCUUGUGCUUUAAGUAGUGAUGAACUUGUGCAGAUAUCAGGUGAAGCAUCUAAUGUGAGAAAGGCAUUGUUCCAAAUAGCAGGUCGUCUUCAUGAUAAUCCGUCACGGUCACAGCACUUGCUUAAUUCUUCUGCACCAAAUGUUUAUCCUUCUGGUGGUGCACUUAUGGGUACAACUCCCGGUGCACCGAUGAUGGGUUUACCUCCGUUGGUUAAUGCAUAUGGUGGGUACAAGGCUGAAGGUGUAGAAUGGCCACAAAGUUACUACCCUGCUUCAAGGGAGGGAUCAUCUCCAAGGGAGUUUUCUCUUCGUUUGAUCUGUCCUACUUCAAACAUUGGUGGUGUAAUCGGCAAGGGUGGUGCUGCAAUUAAUCAAAUUAGGCAGGAAACUAGAGCGUCUAUCAGAGUUGAUAGUUCAAAGACUGAGGGUGAUGAUUGCUUAAUAACUAUUUCCGCAGAUGAGAUAUUUGAAGAUACAUUUUCUCCAACUAUUGAGGCUGCACUGCGUUUGCAACCCAAGUGCAGUGAGAGAGUUGAAAGAGAUUCUGGUCAUGUUUCGUAUACUACUCGAUUGCUUGUUCCAGCCUCUCGAAUUGGAUGCCUUAUUGGGAAAGGAGGAUCAAUAAUCACAGAAAUCAGAAGAAUUAGCAAAGCUACUGUUCGCAUUAUUUCAAAGGGGGACCUUCCGAAAAUUGCCGGGGAUGACGACGAGAUGGUACAGAUUUCUGCAGAACUUGAUCUUGCUAAAGACGCAUUCUUACAAAUUACCUCACGCUUAAGGGCAAAUCUUUUUGAUAGAGAAGGCGUAAUGUCUACAUUUGUUCCAGUGCUUCCAUAUGUUCCACCUGAGGUGCCAGAUGUUCCAAAGUAUGAUCACAGAGAUUCUAAGGGUCAUGUGAGAGGACAUUCUUACUCUACCGAAUUACCAGCUAAUGAUGGAUAUGGAAGCUAUGGUGGUGUGCAGGUACGCCUUAGUGGUGACCCAUAUGGAGUGUAUGGUAACUAUUCUUCAGGACGCAGUGGUAGCUCUGGGGGAACAAGGCAUAACACUUCUUCUAGACGGAGGGAUUAUAAUUAUUGAGGUGUCGUGCAGCUGAGACACCUGAAGCCUGAAGCCAACCUCCAACCUAUAUUGGUGAAGCCUCUGCCUAAACCAGAAGACCUGUUGAACCAGUGUUUUGGCCCACCUUACACGCUUUUCUUAAGAGGACCACAACCACCAUCGGAAGACCUUAUUUACAACACUACAUCCCAAGCUUUCAUUUCUUGAUUUCCAAAAAACCUGUGCCUUGAUCAAUAUUUUCAAAUUCCAAACCUGUAUAAUGUUUCACUAUUUUAUUUCAUUUUCUCUUGAAACUUUUGUGACCCUAGGGAUACAAAGAAAACCUUAUAGCUAAGAGUAUCUUAGUUUUAGCAUGCAUACGAUCCUUCUCUACCUUUCCACAGCUUGCUGCCAAUCUGCUUAGCUCUACAAAAUAAGUUUUAGGUCUUAGUGGGCCGGUAUUACGCAGGAAUUUCUCAUUCAAUCAAAUUAUUUUUGUCGUUAAAACACAAAAGGUUUACCUUGAUUUUAACCCAUUAUCUGUCGAUCUACCUCGUACCAAACUUCUAUUUAUAAGCGUAGAGACCUACAUUACUUGCUCAAGUUGAUAUUUCCAUUGUGCAUAUAAUUGCAACAUUACCUUCUUUUUAUAUGAAGCGUAUUCGAGCUUUUGUUUGUACAUAUAUAUUAAUAUAACCAUGGAUAGAUAAUAUGUUGUUUGCUAGUUUUAUAGUUACUAGCCGCUGAACAUAUCGAGUCUAGUGUCAGCAACAUGUGCUAGAUUUACUGUAAUUGGUUUUCAUUUAGUUGCUAUAUAUGCUUGUUGUGGUAGGGUAGAUAGUUGUGCUGUAUCUUUACUUAUUUUUUGGUCGCCCAACUCUUCAUUCUCGCAUGCUAAUGAGGUAGACAAGCGUAGGUGUCCAGUCAUUUGUACAUUAUUUGUCCGUUGUGGCAUUAUGCAUAAGUAUUGUUUGACAUUCCUUUGCUCAUAGGGGUGGAUAGCUAGCUCACUCUCACCAGCUUUAGUGACAUUUUAUAUUUGUUAUGUACUAUAUUUUUGGUAUAGUAUCGUUUAGUAGAGUCAAAUAUUGGUUUUUCCUUGGCUUUGUAACUUGUGUGAGUGGGAGAGGAGCUUGAUGGUUGUGCAGGUGAUGGGUGUUUGUUGAGUAGAACGUAGCAAAGUUUUCGAAAGCGAUUCCCAGCAGAUUGGGCUGAUUUAAUUUUGCUUUGAUUCCUUAUCAUUAUUCUUUUUUGUGUAUUUGGCUUAUUCUGCAUUUUAGUUUAAUAUGUGUAUACAUUAUACAUGUUCUAAGAUUAGAAUAGAUAUAAUGAGUUGUAUGCUUCCAGUGAA